AAGAAACAUUAGUCCCCAGUUUUUAGUGUAUAACCUAAUGCACGAAUUACCUAGCCAUAAAAGUAGAAUGAAUCUCUAUUUACGCUGGCCUAUAUGUUUUCAUUUGCAUUGCACGGGUACAUAGAAGUCCCUAUCCAGUUUCUGGCAGUCCAUCGCCGUGGUUAUACCUUUCUGCCACUGUCUCAAACCAUGCCAUAUCUACCCACUCCUAUUCUACAUGCCCGUGAUGGAGACUUGGGACAACAGAAAACUUAAACAUUUUAUUGUUCUUGUUAUGUAUAAAUUACGUAUAUUUGUUUGGUUUUAUUUUAUAUAUAAAAUUGUAAAUAUAAAUCGAAUCCUGUUGUGUUUGACUGAACAGUCACGACGGCUGUCGUGACAAAAUGGUGUCAGAAGUGGGAUAGCUGUUCAGUCAACACAUAUUUUUGUAGUUUAUUUUGGAUAUUGUUCUUAAGAAUUUAUACUUCUGUUAUAUUUUUCAGUGGAAUGGCAGAUUUUUUUUUGUGGCGUUGAUAUAUGGAAGGGCCCCGAAGGGAAAAAGGUUGCUCAGGUUGUGUAUAUGUAAUAACUCUCGAGUGUUGAGAGGUCAGGUAUAUUGAUACUAGAAGCAAUGUUUUUUUUUAUAUAUAUAUAUGCCUUUUCUUUUAUAAGAAUUAUUUUGUUCAUUGUUGUGUUAGUUAGCGUAGUUAAGAUGGGAUCGCCAACACUACAGGAGCUAACAGAACACGGGAGAAAGAUGGAGUUGAAUGGGACAGACCUUCAGAAAUUUAUCUUGGAUCAGCAAACUCAUUAUCGGGAGUUGAGAGCAGCAGAGAGAUCUAAGGAGAAAGAGGAGAGAGAGUAUCAGCUGAUGAGAGAAGAACUGGAUUUGGAGAGGAUGAAGUUAGCGGAAGCUAAAGGUAUUGCUGAAGCUGAAAGUAAGUACAAAGAGACGUUACUAAAGCUUGAACAACAGUUACAAGAAACUAAAGCUGAUAUGUCUAGUAAUGCUUCUGCCAAAGUGCCUAAAAUGCCUUUCUUUGAAGAAACAAAAGAUGAUAUUGAUUCAUAUUUACGUCGUUUUGAGCGUUAUGCUACAGCACAGAAGUGGAACGGCGAAACAUGGGCGGUAAACCUUAGUGCGUUGCUACGGGGAAGAGCGUUGGACGUAUACUCUCUUCUGCCACAAGAGAGGGCCCUAGACUAUGCAAGCCUGAAGGCAGCUCUGUUGAAACGUUUCGAGAAGACUGAGGAUGGAUUUACGGCGGGUGUCGUGACAAUGCUUAAAAAGAAUAAUAAGAUAGACAAACCAGCUUGAAAAAGAUUUUUUACUAGUAUAUUGAACCUAUGUAAACAAAAACAGGGCACGAGCCUUGUUUACAUGACGAAGAAUUAUGAGCCCUGUAUCUUGCUUAAAACUCAACGACUGGCACCCAAAUUUCAUUUGAUCAUUAGAAAUGCAUUCCUAAAGCAUUGCAAGUAAUAAAAACAGAAAAAUAAAAUUUGACUAAAAUCGUGACCAUGCCCCUUUAAAGGAGAAUGGUCAAAUUUUAUAUUUCUAAU
Magallana angulata is the source of this 1542-nucleotide messenger RNA. RefSeq lists its product as uncharacterized. The transcript is spliced from 2 exons. NCBI's taxonomy places the organism in Eukaryota, Metazoa, Mollusca, Bivalvia, Ostreida, Ostreidae. Bases 611 to 1297 code for a protein of 228 amino acids. The record is from RefSeq and is a predicted model, not a curated record.